CCAGAACCAGCCACUCUGGCGUUGGCAUUUUAAUUGUUGAGGGGUUCCUUUUAUCAUCAGUAGCGGGGAGAUUGAACCCACCUCAACCUGACUUCAUAGAAAUUGAAGAACUACUGUUUUUUUGGGAAUUGAAUUGCCGAAUUGCUUUAAAGACUUUUUGGUUGAGUUCGUGAGCCAGUUCCUCACGGAGUACAAACUUGCUUAGUAAAAAACGGCAUGGAUGCUCCUGGAGGUACAGCUCUCCCAUCUCGACCGUCCAAUUUUGAGUCUUCGAAUGCGGAGCUGAGACCAACAGACGGUUUGUUAGAUACUCCGAGCCACGGAUUUUCUGGCCGGAGUCCCAGCCGGAAUGGAAAUUCGCCGAGAAAAAGCUUGGAUGAUGGAUCGUUAGGACUGGAAAACAAGUUUUCGGAGCUGGAUGUUGCCUUUAUGGACCCAGAAUUUGCAUCAGAAAUGACUCAGGUGGAGAAAUGGUUCCAGGUGCUUACGAUACCAGAACGGACAGCGGCACUGUAUACGCUACUUCAACGAAUUUCACCAUCAGAGGCCAAAAUGCUGUCCUUUGCCUUUUUCCGACGUUCGUCCUUUGAUUCUUCGCAUGCUGGCAGCGUGGUCGCCAACAUGGUGGCCGCUUCAUCUUCGUCGCUCCCGUCCGGGAACACUGGCCCUACGUCUGCGCUUUCUCCGUCGUCCGCUGUACCUUUAUCAGCUAAAAUUAAGAAUGAGAAAACAACACCCGGUCUUGGAGCUCGAGGCUCUACCGAACACAGUAACACAGCUCCCCCCACUCCUUCAUACUUCGCGCAGGAUCGCGAUACUCCCAUGCACACACGCUUCACGCGUGUGUUAGCCCAAUCUUCGCUUGAGUCGCCCAUCGGUGCUGCCCAAACCACGCCCAGCCGUCGCUCAGUCCAAGACAUAUCCGAGCCCGGCAGUGGACACAGCGUCGGCGGUAGCUCGCGUUUGUUUCCUUCGUCGCACCUUUCAGGGAAUGGAAACGCGUCUUUACAGACACCUCGUUCUCGCAUCCGAGACGCCUACGAUCGUGGCGAUCCUAUGUCUGCGCCAGCAGGCUAUGUGCGCAACGAGGGCUCUUUGAGUCAUCGUUGGCCCAACGAGCUAUGCUCUCCUCCUCCCCCACCCCCCGAGCUUAUGCUCCCCUCCUUCCUGCCCCAUCGCCGGGCCCACUCUGAUGCUCAUCGGUCGCUUCAAUGGGGUCGUCCCAUGGGAGGUCGUCACUGGCUUGAUCGCCCACCGCCUCCGCAUCCUGCAAGUGAGGAGCCACAUCGUACAUAUCAUUACCGACCUACUAGUCCGUGUUUCCCCCCCGAGUAUGGACGAAUGUCUGGGCCACCCGUCACUCCCCUCUCCCAGCGAACUGGAUUGCUGGCCGAGGGUGCAAGCGGUGGUUCUCACAGUCCUGCUCCCUUUCAGAGCCAUUCAGCUUCACAACUCAAGUUUGACGGUGACCGACACUUCUCCCGUCACCCGUCUGGUUUGUGGGCAAACAAUUGGCCUCCGUCGCUUUCCUCUCAAUCGCACGAGUAUCCGUACUCACAGUCUCCCGCAACUUACCGUGUGAAUUCACUUCCUAGUGAUGCCAAGAACAAUCUUGGCCAAGGUCGUUAUGACCGCUCACCUCGUUUCUUGUCGGCGUACGAUACUGAAUACUCUACAAGUGAGGAUGCUACAACGCCGCUCUCUUCUCAUAACCGUGAUUUGCCGUAUCUGAAUGAUACGCCUCGGUCAAUGAGAACAUCGUUUUCGAAGGUCCGUCGAGCCUCAGCUCAUGCAAAAUACGAUUCCAACACGUCCAUGGAGCUCCCGCAGGACAUUCCAAGCUGGCUUCGGAGCCUGCGCUUGCACAAAUACACGGACAACUUGAAAGAUGUUAGCUGGCAAGAGUUGAUUGAGUUGACGGACGAGGAUCUUCAACGCAAGGGCAUUUCUGCACUUGGUGCGCGGAGGAAGCUCCUCAAAAGCUUCCAGCACAUUGCUACCAUUCUGGAAAAUAUGAACUCUGAGAAACAAAAGUCCGGAGAGAUGAAAGCUUCGUCCGAUAGUAUGGAACCAGUUAAGAUGGCUGAGCUUGAAUCUUCGCAGAAGACGUCGCCGCCAUUCACCACUCUUUUGGACUCCAAAUCUACUGACUCGCAGUCGUCUGCGGGACCAGAGGAGCAUCCCUUAAAGCAUACAGUUGAAGAGCCUAUUGCGACUUCUAAGGCUUUGGAUUCCGAGACUUCGGAUUCGGUUUCACCUUCUUCUUGAAUGUGAAUGAAAGCUGUGCUUUCUUGUUGUUGCUCUUGGCAAACACGAAAAAAAGCAUUUCAUCUUCUCAAUUUAUGUGUAAAACCUGUCGUUCGAUGUGCGCAUGUCGAAUGGCAUAGAUGUGCGUAAGGCAUUGUGGGCGAUGCCGCAUGCUAUCUGACUAAUGAAUGGACAAUACCUGGUCUUUACGUUUUGGAUAAGUCUCUUUUGGAAAAUUUUCAACUCUACGAUAAAAGACAAAAAUAUAUUUAUUGUCUCCGCCGCUGUUUAGGCCGACGAAUAAAAAGACCUUACUGGCACGAGCCGCAACAAGUUUAACGACGUUUCAAUUUUUGUGCAUUGUUCUUGAGGAUGGCUGCCCGACGUUCUCAAGCACAUAUGCACUCAUACACACACACACUCAUGAAUCUAUAUCCUCCUCAAUGUUAUCUCAACUCUGCACGCGGUUACAGCACUUUGUUCUGUUGUUAUGUUAUCCAUUCUCACUUGCAUACGGCCGUCUGCAGUUCUUCCCUUUAUGCCUGCAAAUUCAAAACAAAAGAAAGCGAUCAAGCAAACCGAGCUAAACGUCUUGCUUUGCUGUCGUGGUAUCCAAAACCAUUUGAUAUGCACUUUUAACUGCCAAUCGUACGUAACAGUUUUCAAUGCGUUUAACGGUGCGAAAGCCUCGAUGCUGAUACCAUGCGAUGGCAUCCUCAUUGCAUGUCUGGACAUGCAGUGUAAUCUUUCCAACACCCAUUUGUUUGGCGACUUGUUUUACGUGUUCGAGAAGUUGCUGCCCAAUACCUAGCCUGCGAUACGGCGCAAGGACGCCGAGCACAGCUAUAUACAAAGACUCUUCCUCCGGUAAGUGAGUGCAGCGGAUUGCUCCUACGAGCAGGUCACCAACAUAUGCUGUUUUUGCUAGAGACGGGCUUGCCAGACAUUCCUUGUAAAACCGCUUGCCAUAGUUCAUACCUAAGAGGACCUGUAUCAGCCGUUUGAAGUCAGAGAUGUUUGACUCGGUUAAGUUAGCCAUGUAGUAUGGAGAAUCGUUUCUAUUAGGUGUAACUGAGGACGGGGUCGUGACAUUCGUAGAAGUGGAAGGGGGUGCUGUUUCUUGUUUCGUUCGCUCAAGAGGUUCCUCGCCGUUGUCUUCUCGCGCUUGCUCCCCUUUUUGUUGUUUGGCCUCCUCCCUUUUUUUUAUGAGAAUAUUAAACUGUUUGUCAACGGAAAACAGUCCUUUUGUAUCGCUCCCGCAUUGAGCACAUGUGGGAGUUUUACGAAAACGUUUUAUAGCACAAAGCUCGCAGAAGUGGUGUUUGCAAGAUGUGACGAUGGGAUUUUUAUAGUCCUGCUUGCAGAUGAGACAUACGAACGGAAUAGUCUCCUCCUUCUUCGUCUUGUCACCAUCGGGUUCUGAACCCGCGGACUCUUGUUGGCCAGGACGUCGCUUCCGCUGCUGAACAAGCUCCCAUUCUCGGUCGAUCUGCCAUCCGGCUUUGUAGUCUUCACGAUCGUGCAAGAACUUGCAGCUGUCACCAUAGCCACAGUAUCCCGUUUGUUUGUAGUCCUUACAAACGUCAGGCUGAUAGUCCACAAUGGUAACUGUUCGUAACGCUGCUGAUGAAGCAGACGGUGUUACGGGACCAGCAUGUGCCUUCUUAUUAUAAGACUCCCUUUUUGGCAGAAAGUCAGUGUACGCAGUACCGCGAGCACUGCUCAAAGACACGUCGUUGGUCGAACGACCCAGGAUCCGAUCCUCCUGUUCGGAUUUUGGAAUGGAAACAGUGGAUGUGUUUAGGCUGUCGCCAGUGACACUCAAAUCUGCUGCAUACUGGACGUCAAUGUCUGCUGUAGAAGCAUCCUUAUUUACACUGUCUUUUCCAUUCGUUUUGUUCGUCUCAGCUUCUUCAUCCUUCCUACGUAACCGUCCAGACGCUCCUGGUCGCUUUCGCUGGAGGAUGGAACGCGUUUCUUCUAAUGUCUCUGUGGUCUCAUCCUCGUCGUCUGACGAAGAGUCUGUGCUUGUUUUCGCGGCAACUUUUCCCUCUGAGGUGUCUUCCGACUGUAUUCCUUUACGAAGAAUGUUCCGACGAUUGGCACCUCCACGUCGUUUCCUAAUUAAAGGAACUGUUGUAGAAGUCGUAGCAGCUGUUGCUGGCUUAUUAUCUUCUUUUUCCAUAAUCAAAGGGCGCGUUUUUGCUGCAAACGACCGAAUCAAUGCGUCUCGCUCUCAAAUUCGCUUGAUGUUUACGGAUUUCCGCCGUUCCUUUCGCAAUUGUGUGCAGAACUGUCUCAGGCGCUAUAACAGCACGGGUUUUUCAGCUAAAAUCGGGGCUUUAGAGUUAAACGGUAACUUUGAUGACCGAGGAGGUUCAAGGAUGUGACAGUACUGAUUUGGUGGGCACUUAGCGAGUGUGGCGGUCGUGGUGGUGAAAAAAUCAGUCGAGUUAAGUGGCCCUUAGUAAGGGUUAGCCAUACUCAACGCUAGGUGUAGUAGGAGAUUGGAUGAAGGGCCGACAAGUAGUGAAGGCGGCUUGGUCAACUUCAGCAGUAGAAAACGCAAUUACGUUAACAAUUCCCCCUCUCCUUGGCAAACGGUGUUAGGAUCUACAUCCAGCUCGUGAAGACGUUCCAUCUGACAUCACGGAUGCGGGAAAGACGGCGGUUAUUUUUAGGCGUGCCGUUUCUUAAAUUUCGGCUCCCUCGGUUCUUUUAGAAAGCCGGCUUUCUGACGACUAGAAGAGACCAUCGAAACGAUGGGAGGGCACUGAAGCGGUUAUCGAGUGCGGAGAAUGGGUGGAACGAGGAUUGCGUUUGGGUGAGCGUAUAUAUAGAAUGACAUACCCAUAGCCUAACUCCAGUCACUCGGAGGGGAGCCAUACGUAGUGCUUGGAUAAUGAAGUGCAACUGUAAUUGCUCUAUAUUGUUUUAGCACUUUAUUCAUCCAUCCAUACCAUUGGCGGACAUCAGGCUGUCAAUAGUCGGCAACCUUGUAGUGACAGUCUUCGGAAUUGCAUAAACCUUUUGCAUUCAUCAUCACUCGUUGGCCAUCAAUUAUCAAAUACCAUAGUCAGAGACGAACUAGAAAGCAUCAGACCGCUCCGAAGGAUACGGACGCACAGCUCAAGCAGGCAAUUUGAGUUGACAAUUUGUCUGCGUGCAUCUAUUGUCCCUAAACCAUUUUCAAUUUCAGGAAUCUGUGCGCGAACACACAUACACACGCAACGACCUGGCUAACAAGACGACAAGAACGGGUGGAUAAAAGCUGUGUCUUUCUUCAAGAACACCUUCCUCCAUCAUUGACAUGAAAUAAUAGUUUGGAUCAUUAAACCAACCGAACUGAAGUGUACCAUCAUCAUCAUCAUCAUAUCAAACGUAAACAUUUUUUCACGAGUAAACAAAUCCCUUUCUAAUGAUCAUCCGGAUUGCACCUCCAGCCUACUAUUCUAGCGGCUGCUCCCCUCAGACGAAGUCUCAGGAAAAGACCUCAUCUUUUUCGUACGACAAGUGGAGAGGAGCCUCGCUCACCGAUACUAAUUCAGAGGUUGAAUCCGUCGAGGGAAGCAAGAACUUCGCAACCCUCUCACCGUUCGAGGUAAGCUGCUUGUACACCGCCUUGGUGAUUGAGGAACCAUCGCUCAUACGGAAUCAGUGGACACAAAAGUCUGUUUCAUUUUCUGACGACCCUCCGAAAGUAUACGUGGCGCCCGAGUACGAUCGAUCCUGCAGCACGCCAGCUGAAUUGACGGAAGAGGUCGUAUCGGAAUUAAUGGAACUGAGACGUUGUUGGGCGGCGCAGAGCUAAUUUCUCUGCAUGCGCAUGGCUGCCCACUGUAGUUGUAAUAGCAUACAAGAGACUUUAUUUUUUUUUUGUUAUAA
Schizosaccharomyces japonicus yFS275 is the source of this 6132-nucleotide messenger RNA. RefSeq names its product RNA hairpin binding protein. The record is from RefSeq and is a predicted model, not a curated record. Gene Ontology annotation, cellular component: cytosol; P-body. Gene Ontology annotation, biological process: regulation of mRNA stability. Gene Ontology annotation, molecular function: mRNA binding. Bases 217 to 2268 code for a protein of 683 amino acids. The transcript has 3 exons. NCBI's taxonomy places the organism in Eukaryota, Fungi, Ascomycota, Schizosaccharomycetes, Schizosaccharomycetales, Schizosaccharomycetaceae.